AUGCUCGACGUGGCCGAUAUCAGGGGUUGGGUGAAGUUGAAGAAAACGUCAAGCGGAAGAGGUACACGACGAGCGAGGUGUGCCCCGAUCUCCUCACGUCCUACUCAAACCGGUGCUGCAUACACUCCAAUUUUCUCGUUUCUAGCCAACCUAGCGGCCAACAAGGUCCCGAAUCCGAUUAUGCGAGUUGAUACUGUGCCACGAUGUCUGGCCGAUACAAUCCCCCCAGCGCGUUUACGCUCCCGCCGGAGACUCGUUAAAAGUGGAGUGGGUUUAGACAGAGGCGUCUGGCGGGGAUUUGAGGGGUUUUCACGAAAGCUAUGGGCUCAAAGGGUGAAUCAGGAAGAAUCACACGCGUACAAAGACUCUACUCCGCCACUGAGGAAUCCUGCUGUCGCCUGGACAUCCCUACCUGACCUCCCGCUGCUGCCCGCAAUGGAAACGCAAUCUAAAGGCCACCUUCGUCAACGUUCACUCGAAUUGGAAGCUGUUGAGAUUGAAAGGCGAAGAGUUAUCGUAUGGGUUCUCGCCUUCAUUGGAAGAAUGCCAAAGUGCAUCGCUUCUGACCCCACAAUCCUUUUUGCUCUGCUUUCCAUCUGCAAAGCCCGACUUAGCUAUCCGCUCGUAACAACUCUGCAUACGGAUAGAGGAGACUCCUUGGUAAAGCUCCACAGGCCAUGGUCGUCCGCCUGUUUCACGUCGUUCAUCGGAACCUCGAGCUGGGAAGGGUGGAGAAUAGACAUUUUUGACUUCAGUUCCGAUUCCACGACACCCAACUUUGCCGACCUCCAUGAUUGCAUCGUCUUUCGCGUCCACCAUUUGCACCCCUUCGUGCAUCGGCCCGCGAAGGGGAUAUUGCCAUGGCGCAAGCUUGAGUCCCAGAGCUGUAGAGUGGGGAUAACUCCUUCGGUUCUAGUUCCACAACACCAGUGUAAUCUCCAGCUAGUGAUCGCACUGUCUUUCGUCCACCACCAUGAUUCGCACAACUUGUACCCCUUCGUCCGUCGACUCAAGAAGGAGGGACAACAAGUGCCAAGCUCGUGGAUUCGGUCUUCGCCAGUGGCCGCAGGCAAACCUCAUGUACAUCGAUCGUCUGAUAGGUUGCGCCCAGCGUGUGGUUGUUCGGCUAUCCUUUUCCACCGAAGCUCAGAGCUGCUCAAUAAUCUUCUCAUCGACGACCCACUCCGUCCUUGGCCAUGUCCCAAAUUGAGCAAAGGUUGGAAUCAACGCCUAUGA
Laccaria bicolor S238N-H82 is the source of this 1236-nucleotide messenger RNA. RefSeq lists its product as uncharacterized. The record is from RefSeq and is a predicted model, not a curated record. Lineage: Eukaryota; Fungi; Basidiomycota; Agaricomycetes; Agaricales; Hydnangiaceae. The transcript has 9 exons. The coding region runs from base 1 to 1236 and encodes 411 amino acids.